AACGAUGCCUUGGCCCGAAGCUUCUUGGAGUGUUUCCCUGGUGGUCGUUUUGAGCAGUUCAUUCCCAGCCGACCGCUUACAUGUCUCGAAAUCAGCAAACCUGCAAUUGGACGUAUAAUUGCGCCAAUGUUGGCACGAGUGCACACCCUUGAUGUGCCGAUUACUAAGGAGCCAGUGCAUUACCUUGAUGUGCCGAGUACUAAGAGCCAGAAGUGGAUGACCUGCGCUCGUUGUCUGGAAGGAAACAUUCUCCUCUGCGAUGAAUGUAAACUCAAUGAUGACGGCUGCAUAAAGCGUCCAAAUGAUGGCAAUCAUGAAGCGGAUCCUUUGGUUUUCAUCGAUUUCGAAUACUGUAGCUACAAUUAC
Molecule: messenger RNA, 366 nt
Organism: Ostertagia ostertagi
Lineage: Eukaryota; Metazoa; Nematoda; Chromadorea; Rhabditida; Trichostrongylidae
Source: the annotation of a GenBank genome assembly